GGCCCGAAUUAAAUUAUUUGAACCAUAUUUUCCUGAAUUAAAUGCUUUUCAAAAUAAGUUAGAGAAACAUAUAAUUUGUGAAAAGCACUAUAAUCAAAUUUUUGUGAAAGAUACUUAUUUAAACCAUUUAAAAAAUAGAUCGUUAUCUUAUCCAAGAAAGCAAAGUCGCAAUUUUAAUACCUUAAAUUUGAAUGAUAUACAAAUAGAACCUUCAACAACUAUCGAUAUUGGAAUUUAG
This is a messenger RNA of Racocetra persica, 238 nucleotides long. The record is from the annotation of a GenBank genome assembly. Lineage: Eukaryota; Fungi; Glomeromycota; Glomeromycetes; Diversisporales; Gigasporaceae.